AAGGGUGAAUGACUCUAUUGCCCCCUCCCCCCCACUGGCAUACACACACACACAGACACACAUUUUUCCUUCUCCCCUACCUCUCUCACAUUUCUUCAUUUUCUUGUCACUCCUCCCCUCUCUGCUCUACAUCUAACACUCCGCCGCUGUUGCUGGGACUUAUUAUCGUGCUUGUAUCGUUGCCGAAUGUUCACAACUAUUUACCGGCGGAAGAAAACGAAAAAAAAAAACCCCCAGCAAACGUAACAACAACAACAACAACAACGAUAAAAUAACGACAUGCUUCUCUGUGAGAAGCUAUUACAGCAAUUGUUAUUGUUCUCAUCGUGGUAGUAUUAUUAUCGUUUUACUACUAUCACUAAAUCAACUUUUACUACCGAUACCUCUCGCCUGAAAGCCUUAUCAGCUAAAACUAAUUCCAGCUCCCCAAAUACUUUUUUUUACACAUUUCGGAUCCAUUCUUUCUCUCUUUUUUUCAUUCUUUCUUUCUCUCCUUGCCUGUCCUCCUCUCCUGUUCUUCACUAUUCUAUCAAUAUUUCUCCUCUAUAGCAAUCAUCUUUUAAUUGAAUUAAUUAAUAACCGGAUAUAUAGAUCUAAAAAAAAAAAGAUUUAAACAGCUCUUAAUUGGGUUUAUAUAUAUAUACCCCGACCAGUGUGUAUAUAUUUUCAAGGAAACGAUUUUUAUUUAUAUAUAAAUUGUAUAUUCUGUGUACAUAUAUAAACACCAUAUAUAUAUAUGCGCUUAUAAGUUUCUAUACUCAUCACAAUUUGGAAAGGAUUAUCAAGCUCGUUUUCAACAUCGUUAAAAAAAUCAUCGUUAUCGUUAUCAGCAACAGUCUUUGUUGUUGAUAUAUAUUCCAUUGGAAACACACAAAACAAGCCGGUGGUUCUAUGUACGUUGAUGGACAACAUUGGGAGAUGAAGUUUUCUACGCUUGUUGAUCAGGAGCCAAUGAAAUAGAGUACACUCAAAUGCUAGGGAUGAUCCCGUCCCCCUACACACACAAUUGCUCUCAGAAUUGGCUGAUCUCCACCUACAAGAAGGUGCUGAAUAGUUCCUGGCCUUGGACAAAAGAAAAUACAGGAGGAUCACCUUUCCAUGCGCCAAGUUUUGGAGAUGAGGACUUCAACAUUCCACCUUUAGGGCUGGCUGAUUCUGCCUUGAACUAUCAGACACGAGCCUUACAUGGCCAGCAAGUUCUGGACAUUGAACUAAACAACCUCACACAGCCUCUGUCACAUUCCUCGGACUUGUCAGUUGACUGUUCUGUACUGGACUCACUCAACCAGAACCAACAGUCAUUGAUACCAAAGUUCCCUCCACAGAACUCACUGGACGUGCCUGAUAUCAGUGUGUUAAACAGCGUUAUGUCAACCUCAGAAAGUACAUACCCCACUGACACGGUGACGACGUCAUGUCCUACAGACCUGGGUGGCCUCUACUCAGCAAACUUGUCGCACCCACCAGAACUAAUGCAGAGAGAACAACAGCCUUUGUUGACCAUCAGCCAGUCACAGAUGACCACACAGUUAGGAUUCCAGACUGCCAUCAAGCAAGGAUCACCAGCCACGUCAAAUUCCACGUCUUCACCAAGCCGCGAGAGCAGCGACGAUAGUGAUGAUAGUGUCCCUUUGGCGCAGCUUGCCAGCAUCAAAAGGACGGCAGCCAUGGAAACAUCUAUGGAAACCUGUACAAUAAAGAAACAGAAAGCACCCAAAAAGAAGAAGAAGAAAGAUCCAAAUGAACCACAGAAGCCUGUAUCAGCCUAUGCCUUGUUUUUCCGUGAUACCCAAGCAGCCAUCAAAGGUCAGAACCCCAAUGCCAGUUUUGGAGAAGUCUCCAAAAUUGUUGCUUCCAUGUGGGAUGGACUUGACCCUGAACACAAAAGUGUGUACAAAAAGAAAACUGAAACUGCCAAAAAGGAGUAUCUAAAACAAUUAGCAGCAUACAAAGCCAGUCUGGUUUCUCAGACUCCAAUUGAUGACCUCAGUUCAGAAAAAUUACAACAAAAUCGGUUAAUUAAUUCAAAGGAAUUAAUGAGUGUCACGACUACUGGCCCCAUGACCAAGGUCAACUCUAUUGGUACUUACACGCAAAUGACCCCAAUGCACUCGGACUCACCUCCUUUACAGCAGAUCCCUUACUCUUCCCCACCCCAGCUACCAAACCAAAAUGUGGUAUCAAAUGCCAGUACGGUUACUUCUCCAAUACACAACAACUUACAGCAAACCAUUGUCAGUCAGGCGGGUCCACGAGGUAUGUGCAGUGCUGGUCCUGGCAUGUGUGUACGUAACGGCUGUCAAAAUAAUGCAAUCGACAACCCAGGUUGGGACAGUGAAUACUGCAGUAAUGAGUGUGUGGUCAGCCAUUGUCGAGUCGGCUUGUGCAGUCAAACAGUCCAAAUCGGACGACCCUGCUGCCUCAGUGUCAAACAGCAAAGAGAUGUUUUCACUGGAUGGGUCGCGACGAGACAAGCCACAAAUUCUUAUCCUGUCAAGUAAAAUGAUCUCUGGCCUCCUAGACCAAGUGACCCCUGCCAGAUGGACAGCAACAGUGCAGUUGCUUGCUUAUCCCAUGGCAGUUUAAUAACUUAUAUGUUAAUGUACAAUUUCCAUACUAAUACAAGAUCAUAUAUAUAUUUAUAUAUAUAUAUAUAUAUAUAUAUAUAUAUAUAUAUAUAUAUAGUGUGUGUGUGUAUAUGUAUAUAUAUAUAAUGGUUUGUGUGUGUAUACAUGAGAAGCAUAUAAACAUACAUAGACAGCACACAGAGAUAAAUAUAUUUUAUAUAUAAUUAUAUAUCAUCAUCAUCAUCAUCAUUGUUUUAGCAUACAAUUUUUUAUGCUGACAUGAAUUUAUUAGGUCCCAAAUACAGUGUAGUGGCAGUUUUCUCAAUCCUCCAGCAUCUCUUAGGGCCCAACAUCUAUAUAUCUAACUUUAACCACUUUUUCUCAUAUCUUUUAUGGGGUCCCCCUACACUAUAGUUACGACUGACAGUCCACUUCACACCUACACCCUAUAGGUGGUCAACAGUGGCUGUUCCAGUGUAUUUGCCUCUCCUAUGUACUUUGUUUUUCUAUCUUUAAUGCCUUUAGCCAGUGAGGGAACAUCUAUAUAUCUACAGGGCCGGUCAGCCUAUUUGAUGGUAUAACAGCCAAAUCUCUCUCAAAUUAUUCUCAAAUCUUUUUUUUUCUUUCUUUUUUAAUAUAGAGGGGAAAAAAUAGAACAAGGGACAUAUUUGGAAAAAUUUAAAUCUGAGAUUAAUUUAAUGGAAAGCUGGGAUGGUCAUAGCUGGAAUGCUAUUGACCAUAGGUCUACUUAACCAGGUCUAACUUAGGCCGAAACUUUUAAUGUCUAGCUACCUUCUCAGCUCAUUUGUGAACUGUAUAUUUCAUGCUAGUUAUGAUGGUACUUGACUCAUUUUCUCUCGCUCCUCCACACUUUCCACUUUCAAUAACCUAGGUCUCACUAGCUAAUGGCAGCGAAUAAUGUCUCAUAUUCAUCAUUCUUUGUAUUGAGAAAGAAACUUUUUGAUGCCUACAGCUCUCAACUUCCCAUGUCUUACUCUAACUACUUGCUUUAGCUACAGCCACCAGUUACUCUAAUUAGGUCACCUGAAGAAAAAUUAUAAUACCUUUACCAAGUUAAUUGAGCAAAUCAUGGAUGCCAUUACAUAACCAUUUAAAGAGGUAGAAUCUUGUUAGUUUUACAGCCCUUUACAUUUACUUAUUACAAGCUACUGAGUUUAUAUCUCUCCUCUAUAUAUUGUCUGAAAUCUAGCAUGUGGCCCUUGGGUACCAAUCUGUCGCAAGUAUUUGGAAUAACUCUUUGAUUGAUAUGAAGAUAAUUCUGUACCUUGACACACCGCUGCCAAAUACAGUAAUGUAUUGACCAGUAAUAUUUGUAGCCACUUUAACAUGGCUGUCCAUUUGAGCGGAUUUUACUGUGAUUUUUUUAACCCCAAGAGGACAUCUCCUCUAGCUGGUUAACAAUGGACAGCUGCAUCCGAUAAAAUGUAUGUUGUCCUCCUCUCUCAUCCCCAGGCACUCUCAGAGAUCUUGCUAAAAAUAAGUCAUUGAUACUACCUCUACUUCUAACUAAACCAUAUAAAGAAGGCUUAUAUCACUUUGAUGGUACUAUUCUGUUUAGCUUUUUUUUUUGUACUCUAAAAAUUAUCUAAUUGCCUUUUGCCAUCAUCAUUUGAACCUUUAGACUUUUAAACUCCACAUUAUUGGUCCAGGUUUUGGAACAUUUCUUAUAACUCUUCAACAAAACCAGCAAAAUGUGGACUUCCUUUGAAAUAGAUUGUUGUAGAAGUACUUUACUCUCCAGACCACUCUCAGUACAUUUUACAUUUAUUUGGUCAUAAGUUCUUCCAACAGAAUUUAGGGUUUGUAACACAUGUGUGACAGGAUCCUCUUUGUAUGUUUUUCAUACCACAUGACAAGUGUUCCAAAACCUUGUCUUAGGUUACAACUUUUCAUCCCUCAUAAAAGCUUUCUUGCAGUCGAAACUGCAAACUUUGAUGCUGUUCCUCUUCUGUCUGUUGAAAAUCAUUUGUCUUAAGACUGAUGCUGUAUUUCAGAAACUACAAAGGUAGUGGAACUGGCAGAAUUGUUAGCAAGCAAUAAGUCAAUAAGUACCAGCUGAAUACUUGGGUCAGUGUCAUUGACUAGGUCCCUCCCACAAAAUUUCAGGCUUUGUGCCUCUGGUAGAAAGGAUACUUCUGAUACUACAAUUCAACAACUUCUGCUGUAUAUAUAAAGAUAAUAUUUCAAUAACCCAUUGUCUAUAGAGAAGAAUACACAGUUAAGUGGCUGCCAUUUUCUAAAAGGGUGUAAUGUCCAAUGACUCACUUUCUGUUUGGCAGACAUUGUUCCAAAGGUAAUUGUCAAAUGUCCAUAAAAAGCAGCCUGACUGAUCUCACUUCUGUAACCAUUCCAAAAUUGACAUUACUAGUUUGUUAGGUAUGGGACCAGAUUACUCAGUGAAAAGAAGUAGAUACUCUCCUCCAUUUCUUGCUCUGGAAACAGGAGGGCUGAGGUGAUGGGCCAGUGUUGUUCUGUUGUAUGUGUGCCAGGUUUGAGAGGAGCAGAUCACUAAACAGUUAGUAACUAAAGUAGCAACAACUUUUUUUUUGUAUCUUGCAACUAUUUAAAGACAAGACAUCGGCUAGAUAUUCAUGUCGUAUAGCUGUGUCUAAAAGAUCAAUUAAUAGGCAAAAACAUUGCAGAGGCAAGACAACUAAGAUCUGGGAAUAUGUGGUCAAAAUGAGACUUAGAUUAUUGGAUUGACCCACAGAAGAGAUGACUUGCAAGCAAGGUUUGUAGAAAACUGCCAUUUAGGCAUUCCAUACUGAUUUGCCAGGAUAGAAAA
Molecule: messenger RNA, 5373 nt
Organism: Octopus sinensis (East Asian common octopus)
Lineage: Eukaryota; Metazoa; Mollusca; Cephalopoda; Octopoda; Octopodidae
Product: TOX high mobility group box family member 4
Exons: 10
Coding region: 972-2501 (509 amino acids)
Biological process (GO): regulation of transcription by RNA polymerase II
Cellular component (GO): nucleus
Molecular function (GO): chromatin DNA binding
Source: RefSeq, a predicted model, not a curated record